AUGUCCGUUAAAAAUCCAUCACACUCAAAUGGGCACAACACAGCUCCAUCGAACAACACAACUGGCCCAGCGCCUGCAGAGGGCAGCGCUGCUGAGGCCAGCACGGGAAGGCGUGGCCGCAGCGGAGCACAGCUGGCGAUCCGGAACCAGUGCAGACCUGGGAUGGAUCCAGACCUCUUGCGUCAACGUGCAGCAUUCCAAAAGCAUGCCGCACGAACUGUUUCUGUACAGCAACGUCCACAGAUACAGCUGCCAUCACCAUCAGCUAGCCAUACAACCUACAAUGCUGAAGCGGCGAAAAAGAAAAAGAAACCUGUGCAACCUACUCCAAAACCUGUUGCUGAACUCGACUUCAGAUCAGCAAUAUCGCACAGUAACGCAGCAAAUUUCGGUACCAUGGCCAAGAUAGUUGACUAUAUGAAGAAACGACAUUUGAGCCAGCAACAGUGGCCUUUGUCUCUGCAAGAAAUUUUGGAUGAGUUGCAAGUAUACGAUUUACCAAAACGAUCGGAAGCGUGGUUAAAAGAGGCACUUCCGAAAAAUCCGAGAUUAACGUGUGAUGAGGAGUCGAAGUUCUGUUACAAACCACCUUACAAAAUCAAGGGGAAAACGUCUCUGGUAGCAGUUGCUAAAAAGCACCAUCAGGACGUUAAAGGAGGCAUUCUACUAUCUGAGCUGAAUGAUUGUAUUCCCAAUGGAGAAAAGCUGCUGGAGGCCCUUGCUGAUCAGAUCAUCGUCGUCCCAACGCAGGUCAACAAACGCAAAGACAAGGUGUUUUUCUACAAUGAUCAGGAGCUAGAUAUUCAUAUCGAGGACGAAUUUAAACAAAUCUACCGCAAAGUGUCUGUCGAUCAUUUGGAUGAAAAAAAGAUUGAAGAAUACCUUCAGAAGCACGGUAUUGAUGCAAUGAAGGAUCUCGCUCCAAAGAAAAUUGGCGUAGGACCAUUGAAAAGAAAGGCUCCGAAACGGCGUCAGAACCACAAAGUCCAAAACCAACACUUGGAAGGUGUGCUAGAAGACUACGAAUAG
Molecule: messenger RNA, 1029 nt
Organism: Necator americanus (New World hookworm)
Lineage: Eukaryota; Metazoa; Nematoda; Chromadorea; Rhabditida; Ancylostomatidae
Exons: 10
Coding region: 1-1029 (342 amino acids)
Biological process (GO): transcription initiation at RNA polymerase II promoter
Cellular component (GO): transcription factor TFIIE complex
Molecular function (GO): TFIIH-class transcription factor complex binding
Source: RefSeq, a predicted model, not a curated record